AUGCGACCAACUUUCCCCUCGAUGCGUUUCUGGUUUCAAGCUACGGCUCACGGCCCGCCAGACAUGCUGCUGCCGGAAUCGAUGAUCGACAAACGUGAGAUGACAGGACAGACGUUCCCAUCUCUUGCCUUCCCUUUCUGUUCACGUCCUGACGACCCUUCCCUCUCGCUGUCCGAGUCUCCGCCAGCGGUGCUCAGUCACACUCUCUUGCCACCUUCCUUCCUUCCUUCCUCUUUGACCACCGUUCUUCUUACAACUGACCUUCCCCCGACCGACCCCUCUCCGACGUCAUCUCCCACUGGCGUUCGCUACCUGAGCCUCGCAUCACAUCUCAAGCCAAAAGCGUCAAGCAGCCGUCUGUGCGAUGUGAGCUCUGCUAAUGUCGCUUUAGCUGACAACAGGCAACAUAUCGACGAGAAGCAGUUGGUCGGUGCGCUCCUGAGCGCGGCGCCGGCACACCCGAACGCCGUGGCUGGCCUCGCCGGUGUCCCCGCGAUCCGAACCCUCACGCCCAAAUCCUCGUCCAAGUCGCUCAAGGACACCCUUGGCGCAGUGGCGGGACGGAGGAAGACCGAGUCGACGCUCAUCAUUCCGACCAUCUCCGUAACGCCCGCAGAGGGGGAUGAGGACGACGGCACCGAGACGCGGCGCGACUCCUUCCUCGCUGCGCAGGAGGCCAUCGCCGCCGCGCGCGGGGUAUUAGGCGCGAACGCGGCCGCGCUCGAAGCUGACGGGUCCCACGAGCCCCUCAAUGGCAAGAGCGGGCACGGCAAGCGCGGCCGUCGCGGACGGCGUGCAAAGCCCAAACCGCUCGUCAACUUUGACGAGGAGAAGCAUGACAGGCCCAGAGGUCGAUCUCGAUCACCCAAGUAUCGGAUUCACACGCGUCCAGCCCCGCCGGCGGCGCUCGUUUAG
Trichosporon asahii var. asahii CBS 2479 is the source of this 915-nucleotide messenger RNA. RefSeq lists its product as uncharacterized. The transcript is spliced from 3 exons. The record is from RefSeq and is a predicted model, not a curated record. The coding region runs from base 1 to 915 and encodes 304 amino acids. Lineage: Eukaryota; Fungi; Basidiomycota; Tremellomycetes; Trichosporonales; Trichosporonaceae.